AUGAUCACACCAUAUUCAUAUGAUCCAGCUGCAUGUUGUAAUGAAGCAUUCAAACUUGUCACAACGUCACAACCCUAUCUUAAUAACUACAUGAUGUAUACUGGUAACGAGGGUGUAUAUACCUACACGUUUGAACACCAAAAAAAACCAAAUUGUCCAGUUUGUGGUAAUCAAAGUGUUACUAUAGAAGUUAAUAGAGAUUAUUUGGUUGAAGAUUUUAUUGGAUAUUUACAAGAAGAUCCUGAAAUUCAACUGAGGAAACCAAGUUUAUCAAUGACAAACGGAUUUAAGAAAAUUUAUUGGCAAGCUCCACCAAAUUUCGAAAUUCAAACUCGAGAAAAUCUACAGAAAAAAUUAACAGAAUUUAUAAAUGAAGGAGACGAAAUAACAGUCACCGAUGUGACCUUACCAUUUUCAUUACAAGUUAUUGUCAAAUAUGUGUAA
Molecule: messenger RNA, 444 nt
Organism: Entrophospora sp. SA101
Lineage: Eukaryota; Fungi; Glomeromycota; Glomeromycetes; Entrophosporales; Entrophosporaceae
Source: the annotation of a GenBank genome assembly